AUGUCGCGGAGACCGCCCAAUCCUGCCGCCGAGCGCGCGGCACAGAACCAGCAGACCCUCAAGAGCCUCCUCAAGCUCGAGACAAACAAGACGUGUGCUGAUUGCAAGCGCAACAAGCAUCCACGAUGGGCCAGCUGGAACCUCGGCGUCUUCAUCUGCAUCCGAUGCUCCGGUGUGCAUCGCGGAAUGGGCACACACAUCUCUCGAGUCAAGUCGGUUGACCUCGACGCCUGGACAGACGAGCAACUUCAGAGCAUCCUGAAAUGGGGCAACGCACGUGCGAACAAGUACUGGGAAUCCAAGCUGGCGGCCGGCCACGCCCCUUCCGAGGCCAAGAUCGAGAACUUCAUCCGCACAAAGUAUGAGCUCAAGCGUUGGGUCAUGGACGGUCCGAUGCCCGAUCCCUCCACACUCGGAAGCGAGGGCGAUGAUGACGUGCCCCUGAGCGUGGUCAAGGAGAAGCAGAACCUCGAGAGGAAGGAGUCGCUCAAGCGCGGUCCCGUCGCACCUCCUCCUCGUGCCGCCCCUCAAGCCGACCUCAUCGGCGGCGAUGACCUCCCUCCGCGAGCCAGUACAGCUGGGCCUUCUUCUGCGCAAGCUCCGCCACCUCCCAAAGCCGCCCCUGCGCCUCCCAAAGUCGCCAAUACCAAAGACUCCUUGCUCGGCCUCGACUUCCUUGGGGAGGUGCCCGCUGCUCCCCCUCGGCCGUCCAGCACUUCCAACACUGGCGGGCUCAGCAACCAGUCAAGACCGGAUCUCAAGCAAUCGAUUCUGUCACUCUACGCUUCAGCACCCCGGCCUCAGCCGCAGACACAGCAGUCUGGUCACGCUUCGCAGGGCUCAUUUGGUGGGUUUGGGGGCAUGCAGUCUGCAGGUUCCCCCCAGCAAAGCCAACAAGCUUCGAAUGCAAGCUUCAACGAUGCUUUCGCCAGCUUGAGCUUUGGCAACAUGACCUCGCCUACGCAAAGUCCGCCACCGCAGCGCGAUGCCUUUGCUGGCCUUGGCAGCAGCAUGUCGAGUCCGCGAUCUCCGCCUCAACAAACGUCCUCGUUCUCGAGCCUCGGCGGUGGCAGCUUCUUUGACGCAAAGCCAUCGGCGCCGAAGCACCAGGCUAAGCCCUCUGCCUCUUCCAACGAUCCUUUUGCAGCAUUUGGCGGUACUACCUCGCCGAAGCCAGCUCAGCAAUCCGCGUCUUCCGGCCUCGGCGAUAUGCUCGACUGGUCAUCCCCGGCCCCGCAGCCAGCAGCGGCUAAGCCCAAGGCCGUCUCUCCACCAGCAGCCGCAUCUACAGAUGUAUUCAAUCUGUCCUCUAAGCCCGUUGCCGCCCCGGCGCCCAAGCCGGUCGCCGCCGCAGUUCCCAGUGGACUAAGUGGGGCUGACGUCUGGGGCAGUAACGCCUGGGGAGCGCCAGAGCCAGCGCCUGCGGCGUCUCCAGCGCCUCCCGCCCAGGCAACUCCUUCUUUUGGUAGUGGCUGGGGCAGCAGCACCACAAGCAACUCUUUUGCCAGUCAGAGCAUUGUACCGGGAGCGUCUGGGGGCUUUGCACCCGCGCCCAAGGUCGCGGCGGACGAGGAGUUUGGCGGCUGGACGACCAGCACGACGACAACAAGCGGUAAUGCUGGUGCGGCCAAGACCGGCGGCAACGACGAUCUAUUCUCAAACGUAUGGCAGUAG
Molecule: messenger RNA, 1674 nt
Organism: Microdochium trichocladiopsis
Lineage: Eukaryota; Fungi; Ascomycota; Sordariomycetes; Xylariales; Microdochiaceae
Exons: 2
Coding region: 1-1674 (557 amino acids)
Biological process (GO): intra-Golgi vesicle-mediated transport; endocytosis; endoplasmic reticulum to Golgi vesicle-mediated transport
Cellular component (GO): Golgi apparatus
Molecular function (GO): GTPase activator activity; metal ion binding
Source: RefSeq, a predicted model, not a curated record